CCUCAAAAAAUCUUGUACAUUAUCUAAGCUCCUCAUACCCUUUUCCAGAUAUUCACGAAAUAUAUCUCAUUUACACUUGCCAACUAUAGCAUGAGAUGAUUUUGGUUUGAAUGGAACUGCUUGUCCAAUAUAGUUUGGCUCCGGCUCCGCCCCCGAUCUCGAACAGGGCACGCGUACUUGGUUACAAAGCCUGUAGUUAGUAUAGUAUAGCUUUGUUUUAUCGCGGUUAAAGUCCGUGAUCAGUUUAUUCAGAGCAGCCUACUGGACUCACAUUCGCUAUACCACUCAACAAUAAUUGCAAUCUUUAUUGCUGCUGAGCUUAUUUUAACAGUGGUGAUCAGGUCCACUUAUUCAACAAAGAUUGUGAUUGUGAUGGAUGUCCAGUGUCUUUAGACCUCUGUGUUAAUAUUUAUUCUUUAUACUGCAUGCGAUGAGAACACAAUCUCUCGGAAUUUAAGAUAUCUUUUGCAUGGUAUCUUUCAUCUUGACUACUCACUGACGUUCGAUCACGACGAUGACGUCGUCUGGGGAAGACCUGCCAUCGGAGGAAAUGGAUGACGAUCUACCACCUCUCCUUCAGGCUGCCAGGAAUGCCGACGUCGCAGCUUUCAAGAAGAUGCUCGAAGACGGGGACGAUGUCCUGCAAAAAGAUGAGGACGAUCGGACGGUAUUACAUUGGGCCGCGCAGAGCGGAUGUGUACCUAUUAUCAUGGCUGGAGUUACCCGAGGACUUAUUUGGCAUGUCAAUGCUAGGAGCAAGCGUGGUCUGAGUCCCCUUCACGAGGCUUGUCUAGCUGGCUAUGUACGUACUGUUCAUCUACUGAUAUCUAUAGGAGCAAACAUGGAAGCAGAAACUGAGGAGGGGUAUACUCCGUUACUCUGUGCCGCUGGUAACGGUCAUAAUGAUAUCACACGAAUCCUUGUUGGAGGUGGCUGUGACCCCAACAAAAACUUACCGGUGAUAGGUGUAAACGCCCUUCAUAUAGCCGCCUGGACGGAUCAGCCAGAUGUUUUAGCUGAUCUACUCGCCAUGGGAGGGGAUAUCAACAAGAAAAGCUUGACGAGUAAAACAGCCAUGGAAUUUGCGCGUGAGCAGAACCAUACUGACUGCGUUAAUGUACUCCAGAAACAUGAACAAAAGUCGCAGCAGCAUUUCAAACAGCAGCUAAGUGAACAAGAAAGUUACUUCCGAACCAAACUCAACCUCAUAGCCGAUAAGAUCCAUAAGUAUUACGAUGAGCGUCUCAAGCAGGAAAUCGAGUACUUUGAACAGCAGUUACAAGAACAACACGACAACGACGUUGAGAUCAUCUCCAAACUCAAGUCACGCAUUGACCACUUGCUCAAAACUGAACUCGAUGACGAUGACGAUGAAGAACAAGAUGAAGCAGGCCCGGAUGUGGGUGGGAAGAUAGAAAGCGAAGUGCAUGUAGGCGAUGAGAAAAGUUCACUGCAUCCGGAUAGGAUAGCUGGACAGAAUUCAAAGAUGUCCUUGAGAAGAAGAAGACGAAGUAGCCAGUUUGCUCAUCGACCGAGGAUGUUUAGCAUCACCACUCCUCACAGUCCCGUUGAGCACGAGUCUUCCGAUGACGAGCAAGUCCACGGCCCACGACGUCGGUAUGAUAGACAGAUAAGCGUGGAUGGACAUCGUCAACCGAGGCGACUAGGGAGUGGACGACCGGGCAGUGGGCGGGCGGGAAGCGGGAAAGCUAAAUCAAUGACCGAGUUAGUGGAUGAUGUUAGCAAAAAACCGUCCAGUGUAAAUUUUGUGAAACACCAGGGAAGUGCGAGAGGGGAGCAUGGAGACAUUGAAACGAAUCACAAUUCAUCAAAUAUGUCUCUACCAGGUGUGCCGGCUAUACGUCUUCUUCAACCGACCAAGCCGACACAUCCGCGAUCAUCCACGUCACCGCGUACGAGAUCCACCACGCCAUCGCAUGCGAUGUCAUUUACACCUUCCAACUCAUCCCUUUCCCCUUCUCCGCCACCGCCUUCUCCUAUAAGCUCCACUCCAAACAUGACCAUGUGUUCUAUGAGCCCCAGCCCUUCAAACUUAUCUACCUCAGAUUCUGUCUUCCUGGAUGGAAACGAUAACCAUUUGACCGCCUCUCCAAAGCCCAAGUCGAGACGGAGUAGCAUCGCCGCUUUUCUGCGACCUCACUUCAAAUCAAGCUCAAGCGUCGAGGAGGAAGAGAAGUCACGGCGUAGGAGCGUAGAGACUAAGAUGACCAAUGCCAAGUCAUCAGCGCCACCACCUCGUAAGCCCCGUAAGAAAGGGUUCUCAUUGUUCUCAAUACCGUUGCCGGGUAUUUCCUCGGGAAUGAUUGAAGAGGAUUCGUUAGAAGAUGUCGAGAUGGGUCAGACAGGAUCAUAAUGAACUAAUCAACAUCAAUUGUGUAACGAGUUUUUUUAUUUAAUUAUAUACUUAUCGUUAUCAUUUUAUAUCUAUAUUUCAUGUGUGAUCAUCUGCUCAUUCUUUCUCUUAAUUUUUUUCUUGCCCUUAUACUAGUAUACGCCUUCCUCGCACAUCAUUGUAUAUUUAUCUCCAACCAGUCCGUCGCUCUCUUUUUCUUUCUCUCCCUAUCCCAUCUCCAUUUCUCUCUCUCCCUUCCUCUCUCUCUCUCUCUCUCUCUCUCUCUCUCUCUCUCUCUCUCUCUCUCUGUUCUCUCUCUCCCAUCCUACCUCUCUCAUGAUACCUCGUAACUAUGUAUUCCCCCUCUAUUUCUCUUUCUUUGUCGACCUUUCAUUUCUACCAAUACAAGUACAUGUAGAUGCAAAUAAAUAACCAUUUCAACAUGUUCAAAUCUUAUUCAUCUACUGCCUUGUAUAAACAAAAGUUUAAAUACAUCUGUAUUCUGUACUUGUGUCUGGCACUUUUGUACCUCAGGAAAAAGAAAAUGCUACGUUAAGUUUAGAUCCAUCUAUUGGUGGAAAUCAUGUUACCAUAGACUCUGAUAUCACGCUAUUAUUUUACACCUGGGUAAAACAAAAGAUUCAAUUGCACAAAAUGUGUGAAUUUAUCAAUUUAUUACAAAGUUUCUUGGCUAUAUACACAUUAUAUAUAAAAUAUUUACACCAUCACAAGAUAAACUGCAUAUUUCACAGAAACAGAAACAGUCUGAUAUGGAAAGCAAUAAAUUACAUCUAAAUUGCAUUGGUUUCUGGUUUCUAUUUUUCUUUCGAUUCUGUCUUGUUCAUGUGUGUGCUGGUGAAUGUGUCACAUCAAAGGUUGUAGAAAUGAUUUAAUACUAUCAUAUCUGAACACCUACCCUC
Messenger RNA from Strongylocentrotus purpuratus (purple sea urchin), 3273 nucleotides. RefSeq names its product inversin-A. The transcript has 8 exons. The record is from RefSeq and is a predicted model, not a curated record. Lineage: Eukaryota; Metazoa; Echinodermata; Echinoidea; Camarodonta; Strongylocentrotidae. Gene Ontology annotation, molecular function: protein binding. Bases 515 to 2374 code for a protein of 619 amino acids.